This is a messenger RNA of Peniophora sp. CBMAI 1063, 732 nucleotides long. NCBI's taxonomy places the organism in Eukaryota, Fungi, Basidiomycota, Agaricomycetes, Russulales, Peniophoraceae. The record is from the annotation of a GenBank genome assembly.
AUGUCUCUUUCCGACGACGAGCGCCUGGAUAGCCAGGACCCCCUUCGUCACCUCAGAGCAACAGACGAGGAACUCGUCCCGGAGCAGCCAAGGUCGAUACAUGAUGAGCUGGUCAGACUUGACGUUCCUAUGGGCGGAUCGCCCGAUAAGACUGUACAACUGUCACUCGCCGUCGACGCUGGACCAGGCUGUGGCGGUAUAACCUGGCCUGCAGGCGAGGUCCUCACACGCUACCUUGCUCGUCGAGGUCCGGACGCGCUCUCCGGUAGACGCGUCCUCGAACUUGGCAGUGGUACAGGCCUUGUGGGACUGCUAGCGGGCGCGUUAGGAGCGCGCGUCUACAUUACAGACCAAGCAUCACUGGUAGCGACAAUGGAGAAGAACAUCGCGCUCAAUGCCACGAUCGCGCCGAACGUGCGCGCGGCAGAGCUCAACUGGGGCGAGCCCUUGUCCGCGGAUUUGGCGGGACCAUACGACCUGAUUCUCGCGGCGGACUGCGUGUACUUUGAACCCGCAUUCCCGCUGCUCGUGCAGACUUUAUGCGAUCUCCUUCCACCCGAUGCCAAAACGGAGACAUACUUUUGUUACAAGAAGCGCAGAAAGGCGGACAAGCGCUUCUUCACGCUGCUAAAAAAGUACUUUACAUGGGAGGACGUGGAAGAUAAUCCAGAACGUGAAAUGUAUUCCCGCGAGGCCAUCUCCUUGUUGCGAUUACGCAGGAAGCCGCUUUGA